AACUUUCCCCAAAGCUGCAAGUCUCGGCAGGACUGUCAGGGCCGGAAGGGCCUGUGUUCCUGGGACCCCUGCACCCUGGAACCCUGCUUCGACCCAGGACCCGCUCCCAGCCCCGGCCAGAGCUGCCGCCCCUCCCCCACCCAGGGGCUCCGGUUUCAGACCCUGUGACCGGGGCAGCAGCUGCCCAGGACAGGGUGGGGGGGCAUCCCUCCUCUGACCAAGGAGGCCGCUCCCCUGGGGACUCCCUUCCCCCACCUUGCCACCUCCUUCCGCCAGGUCCCUCCUGGAUCCUCCACAGAUCCCCCUGGUACAGGUUUUGGGGGCACAGAGGUGAGGGUCGGGAAUUCUCCAGGGCAACUGUUCCUGGUUUCUAUGGGGUUGUGGCUGGAGGAACCAAGAGAGGCUGGGGAGCCCCCUCUCCCAAUCCUUGGUCCCACCCAGCCCUGCAUGGAUGGUAUUGGGGUUGAGUGGUCAUGGGCCAUCUGGCACCAGAGUAAACUUGUUUGGCUACAUCUUAUCUUUUUAACUAGGCUGGGAGCUACCUGGGGGUUUGGACUUUGACUCCAAGAUGUGCCUCUGCCCUAGAGUGGAAGCCGAGAGGCUGAAACCACACCUCCUGCCAUCCUUCUGGCUGCCUCUUGGAGCCCACCCAGCCCAGCCUGACCAAUGUCCACAGCCAGGGAGCAGCCCAUCUUCAGCACAAGGGCGCACGUGUUCCAGAUUGACCCGGCCACCAAGCGAAACUGGAUCCCAGCGGGCAAGCACGCGCUCACUGUCUCCUACUUCUAUGAUGCCACCCGCAAUGUCUACCGAAUCAUCAGCAUUGGGGGUGCCAAGGCCAUCAUCAACAGCACUGUCACCCCCAACAUGACCUUUACCAAAACCUCCCAGAAGUUUGGACAGUGGGCAGACAGUCGUGCCAACACUGUCUAUGGCCUCGGCUUUGCUUCUGAGCAGCAUCUGACCCAGUUUGCUGAGAAGUUCCAGGAAGUAAAGGAAGCAGCGAGGCUGGCAAGGGAGAAAUCUCAGGAUGGCGGGGAGCUCACCAGUCCAGCCCUGGGACUCACUUCCCACCAGGUGCCCCCAAGUCCUCUCGUCAGCGCCAACGGCCCCGGCGACGAGAAACUGUUCCGUAGCCAGAGCGCGGACGUCCCCGGCCCCGCAGAGCGCGAGCGGCUCAAGAAGAUGCUGUCCGAGGGCUCCGUGGGCGAGGUGCAGUGGGAGGCCGAGUUCUUCGCGCUGCAGGACAGCAACAACAAGUUGGCGGGCGCCCUGCGAGAAGCCAACGCCGCCGCCGCCCAGUGGAGGCAGCAGCUGGAGGCCCAGCGUGCAGAGGCCGAAAGGCUGCGGCAGCGGGUAGCAGAGCUGGAGGCCCAGGCAGCCGCGGAGCCACCCUCAGUCAGUGAGAAGGAAGGGCCAGGCCAGUCACUGGAGCAGCUGGAGGCGCUAGUGCAAACCAAGGACCAGGAGAUCCAGACACUGAAGAGUCAGACCGGUGGGGCCCGCGACUCCCUGGACGCCACCGAGCGCGAGGAGACGCAGCAGAAGGUGCAGGACCUGGAGACCCGCAACGCCGAGCUGGAGCACCAGCUGCGGGCAACGGAGCGCAGCUUGGAAGAGGCGCGGGCCGAGCGGGAACGGGCACGGGCUGAGGUGGGCCGGGCCGCACAGCUGCUGGACGUCAGGCUGUUUGAGCUGAGCGAGCUGCGGGAGGGCCUAGCCCGCCUGGCAGAGGGCACGCCCUGAACCUGGCUGCGGGGUCUGCGUGGGAGCCGGGGCCUGCAGGAGCUGGUUUUAUACGCAGGAUUCCCGCCUGGGGCACGAGCCGGGCCGCAGGCGGCACAGUGGGCCGUUCACCCUGGCAGGGACUGGGGGCCUAACUCAGCCCGGGGAGGGCCUGGCCAUAAUGCCUCAGCUGGCCCUGGCCGCUCGCAGCUCAGGGGCUGUUUUGGGGCUUUUCGUUGUGUAGAAUUUCUAGAAUCCCCAGGGCGCGUGCUGGUGCCCACAUUACAUUUCUAAGAGUG
Lynx canadensis (Canada lynx) is the source of this 2024-nucleotide messenger RNA. It is a transcript of the gene HOMER3, whose product is annotated as homer scaffold protein 3. Gene Ontology annotation, biological process: regulation of store-operated calcium entry; G protein-coupled glutamate receptor signaling pathway. Lineage: Eukaryota; Metazoa; Chordata; Mammalia; Carnivora; Felidae. The transcript has 10 exons. The coding region runs from base 667 to 1746 and encodes 359 amino acids. The record is from RefSeq and is a predicted model, not a curated record. Gene Ontology annotation, molecular function: G protein-coupled glutamate receptor binding. Gene Ontology annotation, cellular component: postsynaptic density; dendrite; cytoplasm.